AUGGACGGAGAAACCAAACAACUUACCAAGCCAGUCAUCUCACUGCAGUGGGUUUUGUCCCUGUCCUCCAUCACAUUGGCUACAGUGGCUUUCAUACUGAGCAUUCUAAUCAUUACAAGAGCAGUAUCAAUUGAAAGCAAGAAAAGCAGUGAGGCAUCCCUAGAGUUGAAGCAAGAGACCCUGGAAUUCAAUAGCAGUGCCUGGAAGAUACUGCAGUCGUCUGUCCUUGAGUUCAGAGCCAUUCUACAGCAACAAGACGGCCAGAUCAAGACACUGACACAACAGAACACUCACGUUAUUACUGAGCAAAGAACAUGUGCGCAAAGAGUUGCCAUUUUAGAAUCGUCUGUGAAAAGUCUAACUAACCAGGCGAGUCUCCCAGGAAGACAAGGACAGAAAGGUGCCAAAGGUGAAAGAGGAGAUGAUGCAGCAGAUGCAACAUUUCCAAUACAUGGUAACCCAGGACCACCAGGGCCACCUGGGCGACCAGGACUAAAAGGUGCAAAUGGUUCCGAAGGUCUACAAGGAUUACCUGGAGCUAAAGGAGAAGCCGGCAUUAAAGGUUCUCAAGGACCAAGAGGUUUUCUGGGACCAAAAGGUGACAACGGAACCACAGGACAACCUGGAUUACCAGGAACAAAAGGAGAAAAAGGAAACAAGGGUUCUAAUGGCACAAACGGCCAGAAAGGAGACAGAGGAUUGCCAGGAAUUAAUGGCUUACAAGGAGACAAAGGAGAAAUGGGAAAUACAGGCAAAGACGGCACCCCAGGUGUACCGGGUAUGAAGGGAGAAAGUGGCAUCACAGGAAGUCCAGGACCAAGCGGUACCCAAGGAGACAAGGGGGAACAAGGAAUAGCUGGUCCGAAAGGAGACAAAGGUGAUUCUGGAGUCAACGGUGUUACAGGAACACCAGGAAGGAAGGGGCAAAAAGGAGAAAGAGGUAAAAAAGGCAACAGUGAUGACGACUAAAGUUUUAGUGAGAAUGGAACGAAAUGCUGGUAGUUUCAUGUACUUUUCUGGCACAGUUACAAUUGAAGACAUGACUUUAGCUUUUGUAGCCUUCUGUGCCCGCUAAUUGCAGUAAAGUCAAUAUAGAGUUGUAAAGUAAUCGUACAAAGUGGGGCCUAUGAGAGUUAACUGCAUUAAUCUUCUUAAAUAAAGCAUGACUGCUGGUACAACUUUUUGUGUUGAUGUCUACCCAUGUGAGUAAACUAUUAUGAUACUGGAGUCACCAGCGUAGCAUGGUCCUCAAAUUUGAGGGGGCUAAUAAAUUAGACUGCAACCACGCCCAUUAUACUUACAAAGUCACGCCCAUUUCUACUGUUUACUUUCCUCACUCACAGUUUGUAGACAUGUAAGUAAAUAAUAUCCAUUUCAAGUUACAAAUAAACUGUGGCACUGAGUGCCAUCAGUGUGUGUAAACGAGUGGAAACACUGCUACAGUCCGUGCCAAAAAGGUUUUCAAGGCUCGCUGCGAUCAUCAAAUUGAAUGGCAUCUCGAUGACAAUAUUAUAGUUCAGUGCAUACUGGUGUUGGACAAUUUAGCAUUUUGCAUUUAAUCUAGCGAGCAGGUCUCUCUCUCUAUAUAUAUAUACCUAGUUUAAUAGCUUGAAUAACCUGAGCACAAAGUGGAGAAAGUACAGAGUUCAUGCAAAUUGUUUGGUAGAGGAGCCGCCGGAGAUUCCAUCUCGGGUCAGUCGGGUUGUCAACCAUAAACUUACUUGAAAAAUAAUUGAUGGAUAGGCUUCGGCCUUUUGAUGCGGUCCUACUCUGCCAUUGUCGGAUAUCGUAGCAAACCUCU
Molecule: messenger RNA, 1801 nt
Organism: Corticium candelabrum
Lineage: Eukaryota; Metazoa; Porifera; Homoscleromorpha; Homosclerophorida; Plakinidae
Product: collagen alpha-1(XXV) chain-like
Exons: 8
Coding region: 1-969 (322 amino acids)
Cellular component (GO): extracellular matrix
Source: RefSeq, a predicted model, not a curated record